GGGGAAAGGGGUGAGGUGGCCACGAGCCUGUCCGCUGAUGUCACCGCCGAGCUAUAAAAACGGCCCGGUGUGUGCGAGCGAGUGAACUUAAAAUGCACAGCUGCACAAGCUAACGCUUAGUCUAAUAACCAACCCUACUCCCACUUCUGUCCCCCUCUCCCUGAUUAGCCAUCGCUACUUGCCUUAUAUGGUUAGCUGAAACCGCCAUUCCAUGAGCCAUAUUGGCCGCUCCUCCUGCCGUACGUAAUUGAUCGAUCACCAUCUCCUCACAUUAGUUUGGUGCGAAUUAACGGUUUGAUAUUACCGGCCGGUGUGUACGUACGUGCAAUGGCUUCUUCGGCCGCUUCAUCUUCCUCCAUUGUUUGGCGCCUCCUAUUCGUCUUCAUGUCCUUCUUCCAAGGGACGACGUUGGUGUCCGGCGCGACGACGUUCACGUUCACGAACCGGUGCGGCGGCACGGUGUGGCCGGGCGUGUUGGCGAACGCGGGCAGCCCGGCGCUGGACACCACGGGGUUCGCGCUGGUCUCGGGCGAGUCCCGCUCUCUGUCCGCGCCGCCGGGGUGGUCGGGCCGCUUCUGGGCGCGCACGGGCUGCGCCUUCGACUCCGACGCCGGCUCCGGCAAGUGCGCCACGGGCGACUGCGGCACGGGCGAGGCCGAGUGCCACGGCGCCGGCGCCGCCCCGCCGGCCACGCUGAUCGAGUUCACGCUCGCGGGCGCCGGAGCGCCGAAGCAGGACGACUACUACGACGUGAGCCUGGUGGACGGGUACAACGUGCCCGUGGUGGUGGAGGCGGCCGGGUGCCCGGCCACGGGGUGCGCCGCGGACCUCGACGAGCGGUGCCCGCCGGAGCUGAGGGCGACGGGCGGAUCAGGGUGCCGGAGCGCGUGCGAGGCGUUCGGGCGGCCCGAGGACUGCUGCAGCGGGCCGGAGUUCGGGAGCCCCGGCGCGUGCCGGCCGUCGGCGUACUCGCAGGUGUUCAAGGCGGCGUGCCCGAGGGCUUACAGCUACGCCUACGACGACGCCACCUCCACCUUCACCUGCUCCGGCUCCGGCGCCUACUCCGUCACCUUCUGCCCCCGCGCCGGUGCCACGCUCAGCAGCCAGAAGUCGAGCAUGGACCCGACGAUGCCGAGGCCGAACGACUUGGACGACAGCGCGCGGCUCGCGGCAGACUCUUGGCUGGCGAGCCUGGCGACCGGCGAGACUGACGCCGCGACGACCAUGACGGCGGCGUCGGCGUUCCAAGCAGCGCUGGCAGCUGCGACCGUUGUGGCCUUGCUUGUGUCACACUAGCUAGCUAACUAGUAAGACCAAGAAGAGUGGAGUAGGUCGAGGACGAUGGAGCAUAUAUUCUUUAGCCUUUUGCUUGUGGAUAGAGGGGGCAGGGAUCAGGGAUUGUUGACUAGUGUGCAGUGGUGCUGUUGCGAUGGUGUCGGCCAACUAUAGCACGCUAUGCACUAGUUAAUUUGCUUCUGGAAUUCUUGUGUAUAAAUACAUCGUUUCUUUUCAGUUUUCAGUUUAUGUCUCUUCUCGUCACAUGCUGUAUUCUGAGUAUGGUAA
Brachypodium distachyon (stiff brome) is the source of this 1563-nucleotide messenger RNA. Its product is annotated as thaumatin-like protein 1. Gene Ontology annotation, cellular component: extracellular region. NCBI's taxonomy places the organism in Eukaryota, Viridiplantae, Streptophyta, Magnoliopsida, Poales, Poaceae. The transcript is spliced from 3 exons. Gene Ontology annotation, biological process: defense response. The coding region runs from base 328 to 1296 and encodes 322 amino acids. The record is from RefSeq and is a predicted model, not a curated record.